Molecule: messenger RNA, 1965 nt
Organism: Halichondria panicea
Lineage: Eukaryota; Metazoa; Porifera; Demospongiae; Suberitida; Halichondriidae
Exons: 1
Coding region: 16-1827 (603 amino acids)
Source: RefSeq, a predicted model, not a curated record
UAAAUUUAUACGUACAUGUACAUACAAUCAUUGUUUGAUUCUAAAGUUGUAACAGUUCUCUCCAUAAUGCCCAAGUUAACUGUCGUUGGGAGUGACUCAAAGAAGAUUCAAAUCUCUUUUCUGUACAGCAUAUCCAGUGCUAUCAAUGUUCUUAGUGAUGAUACAAUAUCUCUCUUUGUGGAAGGAAGUACUGAAGCUUUAGCAAGUGUUAUUAUGGGCGAUCCAAGUGGACAUUGGUUUGAAGGAAACUCAUUCAAAGUGGGACAAGUCACACUUGAUAUUUCAGCAGUAACUGUCUACCUAGGCAAGCGAUAUAAUCUCUGCUAUGUGAGUCAAGACACUAUCCAAUCAAGUCUUGCACUCACUUGGAAACCAGAAGACGGUGCUUUUACAGAAUAUCGCGAGCAAAACAAUGAACAAGAAACAGCUACAUCUCCAGCAAUGCAAGACUACACUUUCGUAUCCGGAAACAUAUAUAGUGAUACCAGCAGCGGCUUUGAGUGUCCCCGAAUGUCAUCUCAAACAAGCUCCAGCUUUGUUGUAGUUGACGAGAUCGACAGUAAACCGCAGGAGCCUGAAGAAUUGAUUUUAGUUGAGAAUGGUACAGAUGAUUUCCAUAGCCAGCCUGAUGAUUUUGAGGGAUUUCCUGAUCCAGUGAACAGCCCAUCAAAUCCUGAAAAUAAUGAAAGGGAACCGUGGAUACAAUCGCCUGGGACACCAAGCGAAAUUUUGUUCAAAACAGAAGAUGUUGAGGAAAAUACCGAAGUUCCAUGUACUAGUGUGAACAAAACAUCACCAAAAAGCGAUCCUGCUGCUGAUGUAAACUUGAUGCAAAGUGAUAUCCCUCUUGAGAUGUCGGCAAGUGUAAAUUGGGAUGAUAGACCUCAAGGAGAAGUUAAGUUGCUUAGGAGCAAAAACAGAGAUCUUAAUCAGAAGCUUAGCAAGCUUACAAAAAUCAUGGGAAAUAUGCAAAAUGAACUGGUAGUGCUUCGAGAAAAGCCAGGUCAUUCAGAAGAAACGAUGGAGAAGAUUCGCCAUCUUGAAGCAGAACUCGAGCAAUGCAAACAAAAAUCUGAUAGUCUAGAGAUUGUAAUUGCCAAAUUAAAGGAAGAAAAGCAUCUUUUGAAGAAAAAAAACGCUCAGUUAACGAUUGAAAGAAACACUCAAUUUGAGAGAAGUGCCACCCUUCUAGAUGAGUUGCAAGACAAGGAAAAGGAGAACGAAGUACUUAAAAGUGAAAACAUUGUACUCCAAGGUAAACUCAAGAGAUUGGAUGACAACGAAAGGAAGAAAAAACGACAACCAAGAAACCAAGAACAUGACCCGAGACGAGCUAAAGUUGAUCCCAUAGAAAUUCCAGUGAAAUUCACCACACACAAGACACCUGUUGAGAAUGGUCACAAGACAGAGCCCAGCAGACCAUCUGAUCUACCGUUGACAGGAGGAGCCAAACUCAAACCCGCACCACCACCACAGAUUGUCCCUCAAGAACGAAGACGACCUCCAGAGGGUAGGAAGACACACCAGCCUCCUCUGGACAAGCAACCACUAAGACAACCGCUCAGGAAAUCCUCACAGACAAAGCCAGACUCUCAAAAGAGAGGAGAUCCUGCACAUGCCUCAAAACUACUUCAUAGUGAUCAAAGAGCAAGUGACAUGAUCAUUUCGGAGCAAAGGGUCAAUGAAUUAGCCAACUCCGUACGAGGGACUUCGUCUAUAGUAUGCCCUAUUUGUCAAAAGUCUCUUCAUGCUCGGGAGGGCGAGUUUAGUGCGCAACUACACGUUGAGCAUUGUCUUCAAAUCACCUAUAAUAACACUGAACAUUGAUUAUAGCUGAUUGUUUAACAUUUGAUGUACGUAUUACUUUUGACUACAUAUUACGAUUGCAUGCAUAACUACGUGCACCUAUACUUGUAUUGCACUACAGUAUCUGCUUUUUAUCUUUUUAAUCCUGAAUGCACAUAA